AUGAACGCAUUCCCAAAGGGUUCUCCGAUGCCUCCCGACAUAAAUCAAGCGUUAGUGAAGGUCUCUGAAAGCGGUGCACUACGUGAACUGGAGAGGAGUACGACAGGAUCUGAGAAGUGCUUGGAUGAGGAAUCAGAAAAAGAAAACGUUAGUCUAAGCGCCAACAGCUUUUGGGUACUCUUCGUUUUCACCGGCGGUACUUCAACGGCCGCUCCGGCUCUCUAUAUCAUUCGCAGCAAGUGGAAGCUUGAAAAUUCUAUCUUUCAACUUGGAAGCAUUUGGAUGCUAAUAUGGAUUGUACUUAAACACUGGGAGAAUAAGAGGAGUCGAUUUUCAAGAAGAGUUAGCCCUGCAGACACUCUAGCAGAUGGUCCAAACGCAUCCGAUUCCUGGACUCAGGUUUAG
Molecule: messenger RNA, 405 nt
Organism: Ilex paraguariensis (yerba mate)
Lineage: Eukaryota; Viridiplantae; Streptophyta; Magnoliopsida; Aquifoliales; Aquifoliaceae
Source: the annotation of a GenBank genome assembly